Molecule: messenger RNA, 4202 nt
Organism: Ictalurus furcatus (blue catfish)
Lineage: Eukaryota; Metazoa; Chordata; Actinopteri; Siluriformes; Ictaluridae
Gene: mpp7b
Product: MAGUK p55 scaffold protein 7b
Exons: 17
Coding region: 1626-3521 (631 amino acids)
Biological process (GO): protein localization to adherens junction
Cellular component (GO): cell-cell junction; plasma membrane
Molecular function (GO): protein binding
Source: RefSeq, a predicted model, not a curated record
UAGUUUUGUUUUGUUUUGUUUUUUAAAUAUUGAAUUUUUGUGUGGAAUUGUGUGGAAUCAGUUUCAGAGUUGACUCCAAAAUCCUGGGAUCAGAUAACCAAUUAAAACAGAAUGAGGUGGAGGAAUUAGCAAACACAAACAAAUCAACAUUAAUUCAAUGUAUUUAUUCAUUUUUAAAAUCAUGCAGUUUUAUUGUGCUAGCUAUUAGGGUUUUUUGUUUUGUUUUGUUUUGUUAUAUAUAUUGUCAUUCUUUGUUUUUGAAGAAUCUGAAAAUCUCACUGAAAAUGUAGUCCCCUUGUUAGUCAAGCCAAAUGUCACUAUAAAAUACAUUUUGAAUCCCUUUGAAAUAAAUGGAAUAAAAUCACAGAAAAACAUAAAGAGUUUAGUAACCAGUCGUUGCAUGUUGUAUUUAUUAAGUGAGGUAUAUUGAUGUCGGGCCUCACGUUAUCACUCUGUAACUGGGUCAGUAUUGAUAAGUGACUUGGCAGCAAAACAGUUGCGACUCAAUUCAGAAUCAUCUCUCUGGAAUGUAAGUACGCCUCUCGUUGCAAUUUUCUGAUUUCAGCACCUUGCAUAACGGCAUAAUAUGAAAUAAAUAUACGAAUAAAUAAAUAUGCAGUACAAAAUGUACAGUUUACAUGUAUGGAUACGGAUAUGAAUUGUCUGGAACAAGGCUUACAUCAAUAUUCUAUAGGUUUAGGGAAGCAAAUAAAUGACUGAUGGUUGGGUUGCAAUUACUGAGCAUGUUAAUUCACAUUUUAUGUUAAAUAUUAGGUUAAAUAAUAAGCCUUAGGCUAGGCAGGUAGUGAGAAACGUAGCAGGUUUGAACAUUUGCCUGUUUAAACAUCUGUCUUUUGCAUUUACAUGUCUUAUCAUGUCAAAAAGUUCAGAAUCCUCAUAUAAUUAAAGUGUGAUUCACAGAUGUAUCAGUACUGUGGAACUAGAUUGAAGCUAUACACCGAUUUCAGACCUUCCUAGACUUAAAAUUCAGGGAGGUCAGGGAGGAAAACCAUGCACUAGUCCAUUUUCAAGCCUUUAUGCUACUUCAAAAUUUCUCCUGUGAGAAACAGAAAGACUUGAGGUCAUCUUAGAUGAAUUUGUUAGCAUAAGUAAAUUCAUUUUAUUUAUUGUUAAAGAUUGGGGAAGGGGGAAUAAAUAAAACGAAGCAAAUAAUAUACAGUAUACCCACAAGCAGUGAUCUGAGGGGUCCAAGCACUCUUGGGAAAUUAUACAAAACACUAAAGAGACCAUAGACGAACAUACUAUUCUAUUUGGUUUUUGUGAUGAUAGCUCAAAAGCUAACCAUAGACUUAUACUGUAGCAGGUGAAAUCUUGGUGUAGCUCUCCAUAUGGCAUGGUGUAGUUCCUCCACCAGGUGGAAGUAUAGUCAUUGAAAGGAAAAUCUAAUGUAUGACUGAUGAAACUUUAAAUGCUUUAAACACAAUCAGUUCAAAGACAAUCGUCAGGCACCAAACAUGUCUUGGCUUCUCGACCGCAUUGCACGUCAGUAGGAAAUUAUGUAAUUUUCAUUUUUUACCAAACAAUCCCUUUUUUUUUUCCUUUUUUUUUAUCCAGCUCAUAAUCAGUCAUUUCAGCCAGCGCCUGUUUCUGAUUGUAUUGUAUUUAUGAGACAAUUUGGAGCUGAACUCCAAAGUUCACCGCUAAAGCCUUUGUCGGAUUUAUCACCAGUACACUUUGUUUUCUACCUGGACUGCGAUACUGAAACCUGCUCUCUUUCCACUCUUCAGCUCGGUGAAGACAUGAUGUGUACGUCUAUUCAUCAUGGGAGUGCAUGCAGCAUGCUAGUCACUCUGCUGUAUGGACUCGAGCCUUACAUGGAUGCUACAGAAGAGAGCAGUUUUCUUCAGGACAUGCUAAUGGUCAACUCUCUGCACGUACUCAUCAAGCUCCACGAGAGGUUACAGAGGUUUGGCGUCCAGAAACCAGCACCAAUCCAGGACCACGCUGGACAACUGGCACGCGAGGUAAUGAAGGAACUUCAUACUUUAGAGGCCAGACCGGAGAUUGCGGAGUUGAUGCACGUGCUAUCAAAACCCCACGUUCGGGACCUUCUGUCAGUGCACGAUACCGUAGCCCAGAAAGAGUACGAGCCCAAACUUCCAUCGCUGGCAGCUGAGGAUCAUGAAGAUGAAGAAGACUCAGUCAGGAUUAUUCAGCUCAUGAAAAGCAAAGAACCCCUGGGAGCCACCAUUAAACGGGACGAGUCGACCGGUGCAAUCGUCGUAGCUCGCAUAAUGAGAGGAGGAGCCGCAGACAGAAGCGGUCUUAUCCGUGAAGGUGAUGAACUCAGGGAGGUCAACGGAGUCCCAAUGGAAAACAAGAACCCUGAGGAGAUCAUCCCCAUACUGGCGCAGUCAGAUGGGGCCGUAACCUUCAAAGUGAUCCCAGGCACCAAAGACGAGCUGGAAGCCGAUGACACCGAGGUCUUCGUCAGGGCGCUGUUUGACUACCAUCCGAAAGAGGACCCCGCUAUUCCGUGUAAAGACGUGGGGCUGGAGUUUGGGAGGGGGGACGUGCUGCAGAUCGUGAGUCGGGAAAAUGAUACUUGGUGGCAGGCGAGACGGAUCUGUGAUGCCAACCUUCGAGCUGGACUGAUCCCGUCCAGGCAGCUUCAGGAGAGGAGAGUGGCUUUACAGAGGCCCGAGGUGCUGUUUCAGACGUCCAGAGCGCUGAAGAUGAAGAACGCUGAAGAUGCAGAUUAUAUGGCCAUACAUGGAAUACAUAUAGCUGGAUUGAGGAGAAGUUUCCGGCUGAGUAAGAAGGACCGCAGGAGUCGAGAAACGCGAGCAAAAUGGAAGAAGUGCGAAGCCGGCGGAGAGAACCACAUUUCCAGCUACCAGGAGGUGGUGCCUUAUGUCAGAGAGCCAGGAGAACCGUACCGCCUCGUGCUACUGGUCGGGCCCAGUGGUGUUGGUUUAACCGAGUUGAAAAGGAAACUUCUGCUCUCGGAUCCCGAGCACUUUGGUGUCGCUGUACCACACACGACCCGUGAGCGCAGAAAACACGAGCGAGAAGGCGUGGACUACCAUUUCGUCUCCAGACGUGCCUUUGAAAACGAUAUCCUCAACCACGAGUUUAUAGAGUACGGAGGACACGGCGGGAAUUACUACGGCACCAGCCUGGAUUCGGUCCGCGAGGUUCUAGCGGAGCGCAAGGUGUGCUUGCUGGAUGUGGAGCCCCAUGCUGUAAAGUUGUUGUACACAACAGAAUUCAAACCGUAUGUUACGUUCGUCAAGCCUCCAGCCAUAGAACAGCUGAGGCUCAGCCGGAGAAAAGCGAAAAUCCUGGCCAGCUGUGAUGAACCGGUGCCAACGAGGACGUUUAUGGAGGCAGACUUUGAGGACAUGAUCAACACCGCGCAGGAGAUGGAGGACGAAUACGGCUACUUAUUCGAGAAGAUCAUCAUCAACGACGAUCUGGCCAUGGUGUUCACUGAACUAAGAGCUGGACUGAAGAAGCUUGAAAAGGAAAGGAAUUGGAUCCCCAAAAUAUGGGUUUAAAAAACGGUGAAGUGUCAUGCAUAAGCUGUUUGGUUUUCGCCAGUAUUAACCCGACGUGGAAAAAGAACGUAAGAUCAGUAACGUUUGUUACUAAUUAGUUGCUCGUUUGAGAAGAGAAUCAUCAGUGAUGAUCCAGGCCCAGGGAUUUAAUGAAAAUCCCCACCAAAGGACACACACUGGAUCUCAAAAUGGUUUAAACUGCGUAGUUAUAGGAAAAUAAAUCAACAACGUGAUAGUGUCCGGACGUGGAGUCGCUCGUUAUCCGCCUGAAGUUAAUUCUUUUCCUUCAACUUCACUUCCUGACCUGUUUUAUUCCUCUUAAAUGUAUUCCUUUAUUAAAGAGAAUUAAAGAGAAUGAACUGAAAGACCCAAAACAUGUUUAUAUCUGAUUUUUUUGGAGUAUGUAUUUUGGAGUAAAUCCAUCCACAACUGUAAUUCUUUUCUAGACGAUAUAACUUUUACAUGCUUACUAUGUGGUAAAAGCAGUAAUUGUAAUUGUAAUCUCAACGAUUUUGUGUUAUUUUUGACUAUAUGAUACUUUCCACCAUGGCACGUUGUUGCCAUACGGCAACAAUUUACCAACAACUCCCCCUCAACAAAAUUAGUAUUACUCGAAACUAAUAAAAAUCCAUUAAAUAAAAACAUUUUUUAUGUAAAAUGUAAUCAUUCUUGCACUAAAGG